CCGGGCCCGGUGCGGAGGAGCGGCCGCCGGCUCCGAGCGGGGUCUGCGGGCUCCCCCCGCCCGGCGGGACCCCGGGAUGGCCUCGGGCAAGGCGGCGGGGGAGCGGCGGUGGGAGCUGGUGCGCUGGUAUGUGCGAGAGGGCCGCUUUCGCAUUGAGGAGAGGACGCUGACGGCUUUCCAGUGGCUCUACUCGCCCCACCAGCACCGCAUCGUCAGCCGGGCAGACCUGGGCUCCCCCAGCAGGAUCGACAAGAAAAUGCUGGCCAGCCUGAAGAUCAAGAAGCAGGAGCUGCUGAACAGCACGGAUGUGACCGUCCCGGAGCGGCCCCUGUCACCGCCUCUGACAGCCCCACCGACCAUGAAGUCAGCAGAAUUCUUCGAAAUGCUGGAAAAAAUGCAGGCACCAAAACUGGAAGAGCAGAAGUCUGGAAGCCAAAAACACAAGGAAGACUACAUCCCAUACCCCAGCAUCGAUGAGAUCCUGGAGAAGGGUAGCCCAUACCCACUGAUCAUCCUGCCCCAGUUUGGGGGAUACUGGAUAGAAGACCCAGAAAACCUUGGCACGCCCACCUCAUCUGACAGCAGCAUCUGCGAGGAGGAGGAGGAAAACCUCAGCCCCAGCACCUAUGGCUACAAGCUGGAGUGCAAGGGAGAGGCCAGAGCCUACCGCAAGCAUUUCCUGGGGAAGGAUCAUUUAAAUUUCUACUGUACAGCCAGCAGCCUUGGAAAUCUGAUCCUUUCUGUUAAAUGCGAGGAGACAGAUGGCACAGAGUAUUUAAGGGUUAUACUCAGGUCCAAAGUCAAGACAUUGCAUGAGAGGAUUCCAUUGGCAGGAUUCAGCAAACUCCCGAGUAUCCCCCAGAUUGCAAAGGCCUUCUGUGAUGACGCCUCUGGGCUGAAGUUUAACCCGGUUCUCUACCCUAAGGCAUCCCAGAUGAUAGUGUCUUAUGAUGAGCAUGAGGUCAACAACACAUUCAAGUUUGGUGUGAUUUACCAGAAGUUCAGGCAGACCCAAGAGGAGGAGCUGUUUGGCAAUAAUGAAGAGAGCACUGCCUUCAAGAACUUCUUAAGUUUUCUGGGAGACACCAUAACUCUUCAGGAUUUCAAAGGUUUUCGAGGAGGCCUGGAUGUCAGCCAUGGGCAGACGGGAGUGGAGUCUGUGUACACGGUGUUCAGGGACAGGGAGAUAAUGUUUCAUGUCUCUACAAAGCUGCCUUUUACCGAAGGAGACACACAACAACUCCAGAGGAAGAGGCACAUUGGCAAUGACAUUGUGGCAAUUAUCUUCCAAGAGGAGAACACGCCAUUCGUCCCAGACAUGAUUGCCUCCAACUUCCUGCACGCCUACAUUGUGGUGCAGGUGGAGAGCCCCGAGGCGGAAAACACGGCCUACAAGGUGUCAGUGACAGCCCGGGAAGAUGUUCCCUCCUUUGGCCCACCCCUGCCGAGCCCUCCGGUGUUCCAGAAGAGCCCCGAGUUCCGGGAAUUCCUGCUGACCAAGCUCAUCAACGCUGAGAACGCCUGCUGCAAGUCUGACAAGUUUGCGAAGCUGGAGGACCGGACUCGGGCCGCCUUGCUGGACAACCUGCACGACGAGCUGCACGGGCACACGCAGACCAUGCUGGGGCUGGGGCCUGAGGAGGACAAGCUGGAGAAUGGGGGCCAUGGAGGCUUUCUGGAGUCUUUCAAGAGAGCCAUCCGGGUGCGCAGCCACUCCAUGGAGACGAUGGUGGGCAGCCAGAAGAAGCACCAUGGCAGUGGCAUCCCAGGCAGCCUCAGUGGGGGCAUUGCACACAACAGCGGUGAGGUGACAAAGACCACCUUCUCGCCCCCUGUCCCAGCUGUUGCUGCCAAGAACCAGUCCAGGAGCCCCAUCAAGCGCCGGUCAGGGCUGUUCCCUCGCCUGCACACGACAUCGGAGAGCCAGGCAGAGAGCAGGACGAGGUGUGACAGUGUUUCUGGAACCCAGAAGACACCAGAUCUGGGACAUUCUUCCCAGGAGAUGAAAUCUGAAACCUCAUCCAACCCCAGCUCCCCUGAAAUAUGCCCCAACAAAGACAGGCCUUUUAUCAAGCUGAAAGAGAACGGGCGGUCGAACAUCUCCCGUUCCUCCUCCAGCACCAGCAGCUUCAGCAGCACGGCGGGGGAGAGCGAGACCCUGGAGGACUAUGACAGCGUGGGAAGCCAGCCCUCCACGGCGUCACCCUUCAAGCAGGACGUGUUUGUCUACAGCGCUUCGCCCGGCAGUGAGAGCCCCGGCGUGGGGGCCAUGGCCACCCCUGUCAUCAUGAGCAGGAGCCCCACAGCAGAUCUAAAGAACAGAAAUUCUCCGAGGUCCAACCUGAAGUUUCGCUUUGACAAGCUCAGCCAUGGCAGCUCCAGCAUGAGCCACUAGCAGGAGGAAGUCAUGACCUUGUCACAGGAUGUUUCAACAAAGGGAAAAAUCUUCAACACCCCAUGGGACCACGCACGCCCUGGCCAUGGGCAGCGAGGUGCCCUCACCCGCUACACCAGAAAAGAGCUCUCACCUUGCUGCAGUUCUGUCCUGACAGGGACCAGCCACCUUCUCACCGUGUCCCCCUGUCCA
This is a messenger RNA of Lonchura striata (white-rumped munia), 2587 nucleotides long. It is a transcript of the gene RAP1GAP2, whose product is annotated as RAP1 GTPase activating protein 2. Gene Ontology annotation, biological process: regulation of small GTPase mediated signal transduction. Gene Ontology annotation, cellular component: plasma membrane; cytoplasm. Lineage: Eukaryota; Metazoa; Chordata; Aves; Passeriformes; Estrildidae. Gene Ontology annotation, molecular function: GTPase activator activity. The record is from RefSeq and is a predicted model, not a curated record.